Sus scrofa (pig) is the source of this 12274-nucleotide messenger RNA. Lineage: Eukaryota; Metazoa; Chordata; Mammalia; Artiodactyla; Suidae. The record is from RefSeq and is a predicted model, not a curated record.
AUUGGUAUAUGCACACUGAGGUUUAUGGAAUGGUUGGCCAACAGGGACCUGCCAUACAGGUCCUAUGAUAUAUUAUGAUAUGUUAUACUCUGUAAUAAUCUAUGUGGGAAAGAAUACGUAUACAUGUAUGACUAGGUCACUUUGUUGUAUGGCAGAGAUUGUCACAGCUUGUGCAUUAACUAUACUUCAGUGAAACUUAAAAAAAAAAAAGAAAAUUUAGAAAAUGUAAAUGAGCACAAAGCCAAAAAAAUGUACAUUAUCUCUAAUUUCACUACUGAAGAUAGCCAUUCUUAUCCUAUUUUUGUGAUCUGCCUUUUCCACUUAAUUUUGCAUCUUACUAAAAUAUUCUUCUACAUUGUUUCAUCAUUGUAAUAACUGUGUAAUAACUAUUGCUUACGAUACUAGUAAAACUCCAAGCCUUUUUAUUUUAAGCGCCUCCUGCAUUUGUCAGGCGCUGGCAUCACUGAAUCUUUGUAACUUGAGAUUCCUGCUUUUAUUAUCCCAAUUAUCCAAAUUAGGAGAGGGAGGCACAGAGAGGCUAAGUCACUCACCAAAAGUAACACAGCAAUAAAUGGCAGAAGCGGAACCCCUGUUUCCACACUCUACAGCCCAGCACACCGUGGACAUGCCAUAGUCUGUUUAUCAUUUCCCCAGCAGGGUAGGAGAGCUGGGCCUUACACUUCGAGGGAAAGCCUGGCCUUCUGAGCGUGGCUCUGGUAGGAGAAGCAGGAUGGUGCAGGGGCUAGAAAUAGUUUCACGGGGGUGGCCCAAGGGACUAGAGAUAUUUAGCCUGGAGAAGACUUGGAGUAUUGGAGGGACAGUGAGGACACUCUCAAGGCCAUCAUCAAACUUGAGAUGGGCUGUCAAGUGGGUGAGAGAAAGUUUCGUCUUGAGGUCCUUAGGGCAGAUGAAGGCCAGGGAGCUGAAGUUGAAGUUUACGGAGAGCCGGUGUCCUCUGUGGGGCCAACACACUGGCCUUGGUUGGGCAGAGUGGGUGUUAAAUACAUGUUACGUGACCUGCUGCCAUCCCUGGCUUGGCUUCACAUGGGGGGAGGGCCGGUACCACCCACGCCAUACUGUGCUCCCCCACAAAGCAUUACGUCUCUGAAUCUUAACUGGGGGGUCUGCUCCCCAUUCCACCCCUGCCUCCGGGAGCCUGGCCCAGCCUGGUACCUCUCUCCGUCUAUCCUCUCAGAGGCUGAGCAGCACAGCCUGGCUUGUGUCAUGGGCCACACAACUCCUCCAUUAUGCAUGAGGGGACCCAGCGGUGAGCGAGUGAGCAAGUGGGGUGGAGGGGUAUGAGUGGUUAUUAAUAAACAAGUGUAUUGUGUAGCGUUCCAUUCACAGCCCUCUCAGAGGACGUGGUGGGCUUGAGAUAAUAAAGCCCUGUUUAUGCCACAGAGCGCUGGGGAGGUGGCAAGUGGGAGGUGGCAAGGAGCAGGGGAACCAGGAGUUAUUUUGAUUCCACCAAGGGCAGGACUGCUCUGUGUUUGCUCUGAGGCCAGCUUCGAGGCAGAAGGUCCAGCUGGGAUUUUGCUCAGGCCCACGUCCGCCCCAUAGGAUGGCCUGGGGUCUAAGAAUGCCUAGCUUUCCAUCUCCACCUGUCCCCGUGGAAGGAGACUGAGAAGAUGCUAGAUGAAUGGGCCAUAGCUCCUUCACCCCUGCCCUACCUCUCGGCCUCCUGUUCCCACCCCACUCCUCUUUCCAGGUUGAUUGACUUAUGUGCAAUCUGGGACGCUGGAGUUUUCCUUCCCGCCGCCGUCGCUGCAGCCUGGAAGGGAGCCCCCUCUGGUGUUCCGAGAAGGAGGCUGAAUGAGGCAGAGACGCUGAGCUCUGUCCAGAAGGCCCAGUUACAGCGGCUGGAGGCAGCAAGACCCCGUGGGCCGGGGAGUGGGGACCGAGGCCCAGUGCCGAGGAUGGCCAGGCAGCAGCCACCGCCCUGGGUCCAUGCAGCCAUCCUCUUCUCCCUGCUCAGCCUCAGCACGGCCAUCGAGAUCCCUAUGGAUCCAAGCAUUCAGAAUGAGCUGUCCCAGCCCCCGACCAUCACCAAGCAGUCGGUGAAGGACCACAUCGUGGAUCCCCGUGAUAACAUCUUGAUUGAGUGUGAAGCAAAGGGGAACCCUGCCCCCAGCUUCCACUGGACUCGCAACAGCAGGUUCUUCAACAUCGCCAAGGACCCCCGGGUGUCGAUGAGGAGGAGGUCUGGGACCCUGGUGAUCGACUUCCGCAGCGGCGGGCGGCCAGAGGAAUAUGAGGGGGAGUACCAGUGCUUCGCCCGCAACAAAUUCGGCACAGCCCUGUCCAAUAGGAUCCGCCUGCAGGUGUCCAAAUCUCCCCUGUGGCCCAAGGAAAACCUAGACCCUGUUGUGGUUCAAGAAGGUGCUCCUUUGACGCUCCAGUGCAACCCUCCACCCGGACUUCCAUCCCCAGUCAUCUUCUGGAUGAGCAGCUCCAUGGAGCCCAUCACCCAAGACAAGCGUGUCUCCCAGGGCCAUAAUGGAGACCUGUAUUUCUCCAAUGUGAUGCUGCAGGAUAUGCAGACGGACUACAGCUGCAAUGCCCGCUUCCACUUCACCCAUACCAUCCAGCAGAAGAACCCCUUCAACCUCAAAGUUCUCACCAACCACCCCUAUAAUGACUCGUCCUUAAGAAACCACCCUGACAUGUACAGUGCCCGCGGAGUUGCGGAAAGAACACCCAGCUUCAUGUAUCCCCAGGGCACAGCGAGCAGUCAGAUGGUGCUGCGCGGCAUGGACCUCCUGCUGGAGUGCAUCGCUUCUGGGGUCCCAACACCAGACAUCGCAUGGUACAAGAAAGGUGGGGACCUCCCAUCUGACAAGGCCAAGCUUGAGAACUUUAACAAGGCCCUGCGUAUCACCAAUGUGUCUGAGGAAGACUCUGGGGAGUAUUUCUGCCUGGCCUCCAACAAGAUGGGCAGCAUCCGGCACACGAUCUCGGUGAGAGUAAAGGCUGCUCCCUACUGGCUGGACGAACCCAAGAACCUUAUCCUGGCUCCUGGCGAAGACGGGAGAUUGGUGUGUCGAGCCAAUGGGAACCCCAAACCCACUGUCCAGUGGAUGGUGAAUGGGGAACCUUUGCAAUCGGCACCACCCAAUCCAAACCGAGAGGUGGCUGGGGACACCAUCAUCUUCCGGGACACCCAGAUCAGCAGCAGGGCCGUGUACCAGUGCAACACCUCCAAUGAGCACGGCUACCUGCUGGCCAAUGCCUUCGUCAGCGUGCUGGAUGUGCCGCCUCGGAUGCUGUCACCCCGGAACCAGCUCAUCAGGGUGAUCCUAUACAACCGGACACGCCUGGACUGCCCCUUCUUUGGGUCUCCCAUCCCCACGCUCCGAUGGUUUAAGAAUGGGCAAGGAAGCAACCUGGAUGGUGGCAACUACCAUGUCUAUGAGAACGGCAGUCUGGAAAUCAAAAUGAUCCGCAAAGAGGACCAAGGCAUCUACACCUGUGUCGCCACCAACAUCCUGGGCAAAGCUGAGAACCAGGUCCGCCUGGAGGUCAAAGACCCGACCAGGAUCUACCGGAUGCCUGAGGACCAGGUCGCCCAGAGGGGCACCACGGUGCAGCUGGAGUGUCGCGUGAAGCACGACCCCUCCCUGAAGCUCACGGUGUCCUGGCUGAAGGACGACGAGCCCCUCUACAUUGGGAACAGGAUGAAGAAGGAAGAGGAUUCCCUGACCAUCUUUGGUGUGGCAGAGCGGGACCAAGGCAGUUACACGUGUGUCGCCAGCACCGAGCUGGACCAAGACCUGGCCAAGGCCUACCUGACCGUGCUAGCUGAUCAGGCCACUCCAACUAACCGUUUGGCUGCCCUGCCCAAAGGACGGCCAGACCGACCCCGGGACCUGGAGCUCACCGACCUGGCCGAGAGGAGCGUGAGACUGACCUGGAUCCCGGGGGACGAUAACAACAGCCCCAUCACAGACUAUGUCGUCCAGUUUGAAGAGGACCAGUUCCAGCCAGGGGUCUGGCACGACCAUUCCAAGUUCCCAGGCAGUGUCAACUCAGCCGUCCUCCAGCUGUCCCCAUACGUCAACUACCAGUUCCGGGUCAUUGCCAUCAACGAGGUGGGCAGCAGCCAUCCCAGCCUCCCGUCUGAGCGCUACCGAACCAGCGGAGCACCCCCUGAGUCCAACCCCUCGGAUGUGAAGGGAGAGGGGACCAGGAAGAACAACAUGGAGAUCACGUGGACGCCCAUGAAUGCCACCUCUGCCUUUGGCCCCAACCUGCGCUACAUCGUCAAGUGGCGCCGGAGGGAGACCCGAGAGACCUGGAACAACGUCACAGUGUGGGGCUCCCGCUACGUGGUGGGACAGACCCCCGUCUACGUGCCCUACGAGAUCCGGGUCCAGGCCGAAAAUGACUUUGGGAAGGGCCCUGAGCCGGACACCGUCAUCGGGUACUCGGGAGAAGAUUAUCCCAGGGCUGCACCCACUGAUGUUAAAAUCCGAGUCCUGAACAGCACGGCCAUCAGCCUUCAGUGGAACCGGGUCUACUCGGACACGGUCCAGGGCCAGCUCAGAGAGUACCGAGCCUACUACUGGAGGGAGAGCAGCUUGCUGAAGAACCUGUGGGUGUCUCAGAAGAGGCAGCAAGCCGGCUUCCCCGGCGACCGCCUCCGUGGCGUGGUGUCCCGCCUCUUCCCCUACAGCAACUACAAGCUGGAGAUGGUUGUGGUCAAUGGGCGAGGCGAUGGGCCUCGCAGCGAAACCAAGGAGUUCACCACCCCGGAAGGAGUACCCAGUGCCCCCAGGCGUUUCAGAGUCCGGCAGCCCAACCUGGAGACAAUCAACCUGGAAUGGGAUCAUCCAGAACACCCCAAUGGGAUCCUGAUUGGAUAUACUCUCAAAUACGUGGCCUUUAAUGGAACCAAAGUAGGAAAGCAGAUAGUGGAAAACUUCUCUCCCAAUCAGACCAAGUUCACGGUGCAAAGAGCAGACCCUGUGUCGCGCUACCGCUUUUCUCUCAGUGCCAGGACGCAGGUGGGCUCUGGGGAAGCAGUCACAGAGGAGUCACCAGCACCCCCAAAUGAAGCUACUCCAACCGCAGCUCCUCCCACGUCGCCCCCGACCACGGUGGGUGCCACAGGCAUUGUGAGCAGUACUGACGUUACUGCCACCGCUGCCACCACCGAAGCCACAACAGUCCCCACCAUCCCAACUGUCGCACCUACCACCAUCGCCACCACCACCGUCGCCACAACUACUACAACCACUGCCGCCACCACCACCACCACCACCACCACCACCACGGAGAGUCCUCCCACCACCACCAGGACUAAGAUUCAAGAAUCCGCCCCCGACGAGCAGUCCAUAUGGAACGUCACAGUGCUCCCCAACAGUAAAUGGGCCAACAUCACCUGGAAGCACAAUUUCGGGCCCGGAACUGACUUUGUGGUUGAGUACAUCGACAGCAACCAUACGAAAAAAACUGUCCCUGUUAAGGCCCAGGCCCAGCCGAUACAGCUGACAGACCUCUAUCCCGGGAUGACAUACACGUUGCGAGUUUAUUCCCGGGACAACGAGGGCAUCAGCAGUACCGUCAUCACCUUUAUGACCAGUACAGCUUACACCAACAACCAGGCAGACAUCGCCACCCAGGGCUGGUUCAUUGGGCUCAUGUGUGCCAUCGCCCUCCUGGUGCUGAUCCUGCUCAUCGUCUGUUUCAUCAAGAGGAGUCGAGGCGGCAAGUACCCAGUACGAGAAAAGAAGGAUGUUCCCCUGGGCCCUGAAGACCCCAAAGAAGAGGACGGUUCCUUCGAUUACAGUGAUGAAGACAACAAGCCCCUGCAGGGCAGCCAGACAUCCCUGGACGGCACCAUCAAGCAGCAGGAGAGCGACGACAGCCUGGUGGACUAUGGCGAGGGCGGCGAGGGCCAGUUCAACGAGGAUGGCUCCUUCAUCGGCCAGUACACAGUCAAAAAGGACAAGGAGGAGACAGAGGGCAACGAGAGCUCAGAGGCCACGUCGCCUGUCAAUGCCAUCUACUCUCUGGCCUAACGGAGCCCCCCCAGACACAGCCACUACUUUGCAAGUGGGAAGAGGGGAGACGGGGAGAUGAGCCGCUGCAGACCUACCACAAAGCCACCACCACCUUCGGGGACAAGGGUGCAAGACGGGAGUCGGCCAAGCUGCAAGGACCCGCGACCACCCAGCCAACCGCAAGCCCCCUCCUGAUGACCCCCCCUCCCCCCGCACCUCGGGGUGCCACCUGUGGGCGAGCCGGAGCCAUGGCUGAGCUCAGCUGGAGGGAGCCCUGGUCCCUCACUCAGCCUCACAAACACCCGGAGCCUCCACCCAUCCUGCCCGCCCUUGACCUCAACAUACACACACUCACCAGGUUCUGUUGGUUCUGAUACUUCUCAUCGUCUUUAUGUUUGCUUUGCCCAUCUUCCCCCUCCAGACCCAGCAUCUCCGUUUUCUUUUCCUUGUGAAGAAAUGUCCCUGGAAAAAGAAAGAACAGGUGGAUUCUCCCCCAGGCAACGGCAAAGAUGGACAAAAAAGGAUUGAUCCUUAAGCGAAGAGAACAGAGGAGCUUAUAGUAUUCAAACCGCUGCUGGGCCAAUGUAUUUCCGAAGGAUGCCUUUCUCGCCAUAAGCCUCCCCGGGCCUCAGCCUUGUCAGUUGCUGAGCUGGGCUUGGCUCCUUCCUGGGACAUGACAGUAUUUUUGGCAGGGAGAGGCGGGGGCGGGCCUCCUUGCCUUGCUCUGGUUCACUGGGGAGGUGGGCUUCCCUCUUGCUCCUCACUCUUACCCUGCCCCUUCCUUCAGAGUGUCCAGGACAAAAGCUGCACUGAUGGAAGGACUUUGAGGAACAGGAGUGGGCGCUGAUGGGAAGGACUUCAGCUCCAGUGACCGUGAACCUCAAGCAGAGAAAAAGCGGGCCUCCGGGUCCCAGGGGAGCUGCGCCACCUCAAGAGAGAAGGAAAGGCCUGGGUUUCAACUUCCCUCCUCCCCAUCCGAGACAUUCAGGAUGUGGGAGAGAGGGCCACACCCACUGCAUCCAGAGUAGAGGGUGCCCCCCUGCCCCCCCCAACCUGGUCAAGGUCAGGGCUGCUGCCUUCUGGGAGAUGGACCUCUGGGGUGUGGAGGCUGUGCCAGUGUGCUUGGGGGUGGAACGCACUGCUCCCCGUUUCGUCUCUAGCAAACAUCAUCUCCUCGGUCAGUUCUGUAUGAUGUUGAAACUGGUGUUUUACAGCGUGUGGAUGGGGCCCUGCCGCACGCCCCACCCCCACCCCCAGACUGAGCCGGUGUGUCCUUUCCUUGGGGUAUUUACAUAUCAGGAGACCCCCACCCCCACCCCCGCCAGUGGCCAGAACGCAGCACUCACCGUGCUGUAAAGCCUGGUCCGGGAAUGCUCUUCGUACGCCUUACGCAGCUCUAGCCUGUCCCUGCGGUUCCCAGGUCCCCAGCCCCUCCCUGCACGCCCUGAUAACUCAAGAGGAACAGGGCAGCCUAUGCAAGCGCCACAGCAGAACCCGAAGCAGCCACUCCAAACGUUGCCCCCGAUGGAGACACUCGAAGACCUACAGUUCUCAGAGACCCAAGGCACUGCCUUCAUCCUCCCCACCGAAUCCACUUUGAAACCAAAGGUAUCCAGCCUCAGAGAGAGAGAGGGGGGUCCUGAGCCUAACGAUAAGCCUUUAGCUGUUGCUGCAGCUAGAAUCAGUUUCGGGAGGGUGACGAUGACCCCCCCCCUCAAGUAAUGGAUCACCUGCCACCGACUUAGUCUGUGAUUGGAGCUUCUAGCCACUUGCCAGGGGGCCUGGGCAGGAGCAGGGCUAUGUCCUUGAGACUCCACUAAAGCAUCGUUUGCCACACGUUUAAGCCACAAAGGUAUUAGCAGUGCUUGCAUCACUGAAUAAUCAGUCAGUUGAAGGUCGAGCCCACAGAUACAUGUACUCUUUCUGCAGGUAAGAAAAUGUAGCCCAGCACUGAGCCAAUUCUGUUGUUUGACCCUGAGAGCAAGUAACUUUGGCCCAGGCUGUGGCCAGCUGUGCUGCCAGGAAACCCGAGGAGCAGCUCUCUCGUGGUGAAAGGGGACAGGGUGAAUAGCAGGGGGCUGGGAAGCCAGUUUGGGGGGUCCUCUCCCCCCGGCUUUCCUCCUACACCUGCCCGGAUACAGCCGGGCUUGGGAAUGGCAGGGGAGUGUGCUUAGGAGCUGAAUGAAAGGACUGGCCUUUCCAGAAAACGCUCUGGAUCUGAGCCGAGGGUCUGUUUCUCAGGCCUGCAAUCCCUACUGCACCAUACGCGCUGGUAAACUCACUGCACGGGAAGCAGGCUCUUCAGGGAGGAUGGCCUGUGAGAUGUCAUCACAGCCAUCACAGCCAUCCCCCUGCCUCUAGAAAGUCCUCCACACAGCUGGUAACGGGGAAAGCUUCUGCUUCGGGAAGGGGUGAGGUGAGCCCUCAGCCUGUCCUUGCUCUUUGUGCCUGCCAGGCUCUGUACCACCCCCUUGGUGUAGGCAGGUAACACCCUCGGCCCCUUCACAGGGCUGUGGUGCUGAGAGGUGCCCAUUCCACAUGAGCACAGCCCUCUGGGCCGGCAGGACCAAACGGGGGCCUGAAGAACCAGGCUUUCCCCAAGCAAAGACAGCAGGUGCUCCGAGAGGUAUGUGCACUGCAGGGUUAGGGAAGCAGGAAGAGAAAAGUCCAUUUUCCAUGGAGCCCGUCCCAGAGUUCACCCAGCUCAGCAGGCAAGCAAUGUUGUCCAGCACCCCCUGCCAGCGGGGCUGCUCCAGCAGCCACCCCGAACCUACCAACCACAGUGCCAGGAGACGGCGAUACCACUGGUGCUUCAGCCUGUCCAGCUCGGGGUCAGGGGAUGGGGAGGAAGCGUAGGUCAUCACGCAGUGGCUCCAGAAAUUCCCUUGCCUGCACUGGGAUCUGACCUACUGUGUUCUGCGUAAGAACUGUGACUUCCUGUGCUGUCCCUUCGUUCACUCAGCAGACACUCUAGAACCGCUAGUCCGAGCCAGGCUCUGAGCUGUAGGUACCGUGGUGAAGAGUCCCUGCCCCCACUAGUCGACAGCCCUGGAACUGAGCCUUGGGGCAGAGCAGGCACUGAUGGGGAGCCCUCUGAGCACUGAAGCCGCCCGUGGCUCCAGGGUCACCGGGAGGAGCUUUGGAGGGAGAACUUGGCCCGCGAGGCUGAGCCAGACAGACAGUCCUGCUUCCUGAGCCCCUUUCCCCUGCUGCUUGGGGCACGUUGCUUAACUUGUCUGUGUUUUGGUGCCUCCGUCUCCCCUCGUCAGCCCCUCCUUUGAAUCCCUCUCCGCGUAGAGGGGCAUGGGCCCACCUGAGGGAGUGGGGGGGCCAGUGUCUGGGGAUGGCAGGGCCAGGGGACAGCUACCUCCCAGCUUGUAUGGCAGAUGGGCUCCUUCUUUCCUUACCUUGCUUUGGAGGCGAUGGCUGCACUUCAGCUAAAGACGAGCCCCUUCCCCUGUCCAUUGGCUUUGCCCUGAGAGGUUGGAGGCAUCUGGUCUACCCUCUUCCUGGCAAGUCCCAAGGCCUAGAGAAAUGUCCACCUGUCCACGAGGUCCCUGGUGCCCGUACUGCCCACCGUGCGAGGCCCAGAGAGUGCUUUCAGUUUCCCUACAGAUAGCCUUAGAAAAGGGGUGGGAACAGAUCCCAGGAUGUCUGUGGGGUUUCCAGCUAAGGGACUGCCUGCCCUGCACACACCUAGCACUCACCCACCAGCACGUGCACACGCGCGCAGCAGACUGAGGCCCGUUCGGGGCAGUGCUUCCAGGGGGAACAGUCCCCAAUGUGAUCUUGUCUUGAGAAUGAAUGCACACCCGGACCCGCUUGAGAAGAGAUGGGCAGACCUGUGUGUGGUGCAGUGUACAAAUUAGGGCCCUGGGGGAGAGGGGAUGCGGUGGAGAAGAGGCUGUUCACGCUGGGCCCCAUUUGGGUGAUUCCUGUAGAUAAAAACCAAGAGAGAAAGGGAGUUCCCGUCACGGCGCAGCGGAAACGAAUCUGACUAGGAACCAUGAGGUUGCGGUUCGAUCCCUGGCCUCGCUCAGUGGGUUAAGGGUCCGGCGUUGCCAUGACCUGUGGUGUAGGUUGCAGGUGCAGCUCAGGUCUGGUGUGGCUGUGGCUACAGCUCCGAUUAGAGCCCUAGCUGGGGAACCUCCCCAUGCCACGGGUGUGGCCCUAAAAAGACAAAAAAAAAAAAAAAAAAAAAAAAAAAACGAGUCUAAGCCACAAGAGAGGGAAACUUCCCCAGGAACAACAAGGGGCAGCAGCUUUUAAAAGCUCCUAGAGCCCUGGCCAGAUCAGAGCCAAGUCACAGGGCACCCAAUCAGCCUGUGGGAUGAGAGCUUAGUCUUUGCAAGCCUGCUCGGCUAGCACGCUGAAGGUGGGAGGCUUCUCCGGCUCCCAGCUGCCGGGAGCUGGGGCUGGGAAUCCCUUCUCAGUGGGAGGGCACAGCUUACCUCCCCCUCCUGACACCCCAGCAGCCCCUGCCUCGCCCACACAAGCCCGUGGUUGUAAUUCUGUCCGCAAGGCUAAGUCCCCUGGAAGAAAAUCACCCUGUGGAUGAUGGCUGAGCUUUGCGGGGUGGCUUAGGAGUAGCAGAGAAGGAAGUCCCUGAUUUUGAAAGGACAAAGAGCUUGAAAUGUCAGGAGGACACUCAGCAUCCUGGGCAGCCCCUCCUUUAACCCAGACAGAGGCCACCCCAUGGGAGUUCGAGCCAACCCGUGGCUGUCCCUAGCCUGCCCAGCCCACGCCAGGGCAGUGCCCUUUCCUUCCUUGUCCCCUGCUAAGAAUGGGCCUUCCUGAGAUGGGUUCUGAGAAUGAAGAGGGGAAAGGGAAGACAACCGUCCAGGGAGGCCAAAGAUGCCUCCAAGCCACACCAGAAACCAGUGCUCCUCUCUCAGUAUAUUAGUAUUAAAUGCGUGUUUUCAUAAUGACAAGGAUGGUAGUGAAAUAGGUACAGAGGUGCCUAGCUUAGGACAGGAUCAGAGUUCAACAUGCAGAGGAAUCACAGAGCUAAUCUAACUGAGAUGACACGUACACUAACACCAGGGGAGGUGAAGGGACCUGCCCUAGGCCACCCAGCUAGUAAAUCCAGUGGAUUUAGGGCUUGAAUUCAAGCCUUCUGCCUCCUGGUCCAGUGUUCUUUCCUCUCACCGCAGCUGCCACCUGGGAAACAGCGGUGUUACUUAAGCUCUGUCCCACUGGCUCACUAGCUCCCACCUCUUUUUCCACUUCCCCCACAUCCCCCAUCCCUCCCCAAGCGAAAUCAGGAUUUUUCAGAGUCCCAGACCUGUCCGUCUAUGUCAGCCUGUGGUAAACCUGGCUGUGCUGUUGAGGGAAACCCAAGCCAGGAGAAGAGAGGGACAAGCCGAUUGGUGUUUGUCACUGGGAAGCCUAGACCACACAUCCGCAAGGGUGGUGUCUCUCGAUUCUUAAGGCAUUGGGUCCCCAGCAUGGGCGUGGAGGGCUCUGUCCCCUCCACCCUUGACCGCAGGAUGCUGAGGGGCAGCUCUGGUCCCCAGGGAAAUGCUGGGCUGGAGGUCAGCACACGUCAAGACUUCGGUGAAGCAAUAAACACAAAAAUCUGGGAGAAGAAGUCCAGAAUUUUGUGCACUUCUCUGUUUCGUUUUCAAAAAGGACGCAGGUCAGAUGAUCCUGCCCUGCUCUCUUUUCUGAUUCCCCAAUUCAACAUCCUCAGUCAGUUGUCCUUCUGCCCGGCUCCCAGCUCUGCCACCCUCACACUCCUCCCGCACCGAGCAUCAGUCGCCUGUGAUGUGGCCGCCUUCUGUCCCAGCCCCACCCCUGCAGAAAGAGGGGAGGGGGGACCUCUUGCCCUGCGCCCCACCCCCAACACACACGUUUCCAGUUUGUUCCUCUCAGUGGGGAAAUCGCUUCCCCAGUGUCUCCAUCCCCCCUCCCCCCGCAUCCCGGCACCCCCCCCCCCCACAGAUGGGUCUGAUCUUUUUUCCAUUGGUUAAAUAUUUAACUCACCGAGGCACACCUUGGUUUAAUCCCUCUCACCUUGUGUUCUUUCCUUUUUGCGAGUUAUUUUGCAUUAACCCACCUUGUCAGCGACAGAUGCGUACCUGAAGGUGUCACACGGGGAAGGCUUCUGGGCCGUGGAGGACCAUCUAAUCCGUGGACUUAUAAACUGACUGCAUGAGCAAUGAAAAGGCCAAAUUAUUCAGAAUUUUUUUUGAAUCACUGUAAAAAAAAAAAAAAAACUGAUUUCUUUUGUAUAGAGAACACUAAACGUAUAAUAAAAGUUGUUCAAAAUC